AUGGCUCGUUUUACUCUCUCCGACGAGUUCACCAAGUUUAUUCCUCCAUGUGCUACGGACUGCUUCCAGCUGUUCUUGGAGAACAACUUCUCACCGGACACUUGUGGCACGUCCCCUUCAUUACAAUGCCUCUGCUCAAGGACAGGCUCAUCGAGCUUUACGAUCGGAGAGGGGGCGGUAGCAUGCAUUGCAGCUGGCAAGAACUCUGGCGCAUGCCCAAUUGCGUCGGGUGACGGUGAGUACUCUUGCAUCAAGGUCUUCUUUCCGCCACAACCUCUUGUGCUGACGUUCACCUCAGAUCAAACUAUUACAAAGGCUUACCGCAUGUGUAAUGGCCAACCCAGCGCUGUAGUGCCGACACAUGCUACCAUUAUCGCGACACUUGCCGUUCCGAAGUCAACGCCAUCUGCCAGUUCGGCCUCCACUUCGAGUUCAUCUUUAUCAACUCCACUGCCGUCAACUCUCCUAACGGCGACGGACAUUCCAACGCCGCCUUCAUCACGGCCUAGCCCAACCUUCGCCCUGCCGACCGUCGAUCCGCAACCUACCACGGCGGCCCCAGAUGCACAAGCCGGUGACUCGAACCGGCCUAAGCUCAACACGGGACAGAUCAUUGGCAUCUCGAUGGGAGGGGCUGCCUUGGCUCUCCUCAUCUUCACAGUCUUCCUCUUGGCAAGAUGUUCCAGACGAAAGAGACUCGCAGCCAACGAAGAGCAGGGGUUUUCCAAGAUGAGGGACUCAUGGCCGUUCGGACGCAAUCCUGACGGGAGCCCGCAGAUGCCGCAGAUCUCCAACCCGACAUAUGUGGAGCAGAAGGAGAUGGACUUUACGAGGCCCACGAGAAACAAUCGGUCGAGUGUGCAGCCUGACUCUAUCGGACUUGCAAUCUCGCCUGAACAAACCCUGCGCUUGGUCCCAAACCAACAAAGUAAAGACGAGGACUCGACCCCAAGUUCCACCACCGCUUCUGCUCCUGUUCCCGUCGUUCAAAAGACGGUUGCCAGCCCAGUCAUUCCGAAGCCAGCGCUGACGCUCGCCAUUCCAAAUCAGCAAGGCUUAGCGCCGCCAGCACCUCGCAUGCCGUUCUCCGGCAGGGAGAGCGUCGUAACCGAGUUUGCAGAGGAUGGCGAGACCGACAUUGUCAGCGCAGGAGUCGCGCAGAUCUGGCGCCCGCCAGCGACCGACCCGCAGUCGGCCACGACGUACUACGUCGCGGAUAAAUGGGGAAACUGGCGCAGGGCGUCACAAAUGGCUGAGCUUGAUGGUUCGUCGGUACCGGUGGCGAAGACCAACGCGAGCCAAGCUGUGCCGUUAACACUGAGUGAUGGGCCUGUAGUAAGAGGACCCGACAGCAACGUGCCAUCGAAGCCGCAACCUGCUCAACUUGGCCCCCCUAUCCAGUUCCGCCCUGAACCAGCGGAUCUGAGCCGAUCAUCCAGCAUUUACUCAAACUACAGCCUGCCGCAGAUUGUGGUGCCCACUGGCUCAAACCCCAUGCCGCCACCGCUGUUCAUGGGAGAAACUCGCCAACAGCCGAUGCAACAAGCAGGUCCAAACAAGACCAUUUUCAACAAGUUGCCGAACCGGAAGUCAAAAGGCGCAGAACGUUCGGACCCACGACAGUCUACGCAGUCUAAUGCGACGACCAUAGAGUCAUCUGCGGGGGAUGAUGACAACUACCAGAACGACCUCGACCGAGGCAGCUUGUCACCCGUGCAAGAAUCUCCAAUCUCGGCGGGUGUCUCUCCCGUAUCAUAUCCCAAGAUUCCACGCAGCCAGCAGAACAACGGUCUGAACAUCUUCCCGCCAUCAACGAGGACCAACAAUCUGUACAGCCCGCCAGGCCAACCUAGUCCUACGCUAGGUGCUGUCGCCCCGGUCAAGAACCAGCAAUACAUCCCUUACAUUCCUCCGAGGACGAAUGCCCAGCAGCAGUACGGCAGGACCCUGACGCCUAACCCCAAUCCAAACCGUAACCCAGCACAGAUCCGCACGGGUUCACCGAAUGCUCCCCAGAAAGAACAAGGGCAGGCAAACGAGCGUCCCAACUGGCAAUCGUACACGCCCCAGAACCCAUACGAUGAUGAGCAGCAGCGCCCUGCCAGCCGGAACAAGGCUGCACCAGGCUCACCGUCCUCAUCUCGCUCUGCUGCCAGCUCUCUUCUCGCAAAACGUCUCGGCGCCGAUCGUGCCGCGGCGUUGGCGCUCGACAAGGAUGGCAAGCGUAGCAAGGGCCCGAAAUGGAAACGGCAUAAAAGUGUGCGCGGGGGCGCCGAUGAGGACUGGACGCCAUCUACCCCACGGGGCACGAAUUCGUUUGGCGGCGACGAUGACAUUCCGCUCCCCGCAACACCUGGAUGGUUGCCCAAACUGACGCCCACGAGGCACGGCGACGAUUUGUUCCUGCGAGUGCGGUGA
Messenger RNA from Thyridium curvatum, 2418 nucleotides. RefSeq lists its product as uncharacterized. Lineage: Eukaryota; Fungi; Ascomycota; Sordariomycetes; Thyridiales; Thyridiaceae. The record is from RefSeq and is a predicted model, not a curated record. The transcript has a single exon. The coding region runs from base 1 to 2418 and encodes 805 amino acids.